Molecule: messenger RNA, 4394 nt
Organism: Notolabrus celidotus (New Zealand spotty)
Lineage: Eukaryota; Metazoa; Chordata; Actinopteri; Labriformes; Labridae
Gene: tacc2
Product: transforming, acidic coiled-coil containing protein 2
Exons: 17
Coding region: 144-3503 (1119 amino acids)
Biological process (GO): cerebral cortex development; mitotic spindle organization; cell population proliferation
Cellular component (GO): cytoplasm
Source: RefSeq, a predicted model, not a curated record
GCCACUGAUGACAGAGCCAGACACCCUCAGACAGACAGACAGACAGACUUCUUCACCGCAGAGGACGAGGGAAACAUGGACUAUGAGAUGAGACUCGGUUCUGUUUCAGUUUUGUGUGUUUCAAAAGACAGAGUUUUCUUAGGAUGGUGGGAGUGAGCUUUUUCUUCUUCAAGUCGCUGCUAGGUCUAGGUGACGCCGCAGAGCAGAGCGAAGCGUCUCUCUCUGCUUUGGGGCCCUCCCUCGCUGAGCAGGCAGAGAGAGGUGACCGUGCCCCUGCCUCCCCUCCACCUCCCACCUCUGAGUCCUGCUUCCUGCCCGCCCUCCCACCUCACAUACAAGACAGCACCGAGUUCCCCACUCCUCCUCCCACACCCCCGGAGAGGCACGCACUCCAGAAUCUACCAACCCCACCUGCAUCCCCCCCUUUACAUCCUCCUCCUCCUCCAGCUCCUGCAUCCCCUCCUCUACCAUCUGCUACCCGCCGUGAGGACCACUUCCCCGCCUCUGCACCCUUCAGCCCUCCUCUAAGGAGCUCAGACUCUGACGGAGCGUUUGAGACCCCCGAAUCCACAACUCCAGUGAAGGCCGCGUCUCCCACAGAGCCUCCGAUCCAGCAGCUUCUGUUGGACAGCAAAGCUUUUGCAGAAGCAGACGUCUCCAUCGAUGAUCCGGCCUCUGACUUGACCUCGACUGAGAGACUCUGCAGAUCCCCGUCUGUGGUGUUCGACGAGGACCGGCCCAUCGCAGCCAGCGGCGCCUACAAGUUUGAUAGUUUGGCUUCAGAUUUAGCCAGUUCCAGUCUCAUCCGGUCCCAGAGCCUCCAGGGAGGAGAGCUCGAAGGUGCUGAUCAGACCGAAGGAUCAGCUGCAGGAGGUUUUCAUCCACAUCCUGAAUCCUUCAGCGUGGGCACUGGGAGUGCACCGGGGACCCUCCACAGACCAAAGAAAGUCCGUCCUGGUUCUUUGAAGAAGAAACCUUUGCUCAGACAGAACUCCAACCCAGAGAGUCCAAGACCAGCUUCAUCCAACAACACCCCUGAGAUCAACAGGCGGGCAAAACCUCGGACCUCCAGUCCUCUUCAGGCUCCGGAGGAAACAGAGGGAGGAUCUGCGACCCCGAGUCCAGGAGGAACCCUCAGAAAGACCAGGAAGAGCCGGGUGGUGACUCCUCCUCCUCUACCAGAGGAGACAAGUAAUCCAAUCCAAGAGAAGAGCCUUGCCACCCUCGCUUUGCCCCUGUGCCAGGAGGAGACUCCUCUCCCUGGUAGUCCACCAGGCGGAGACGAAUCCCCCAUCCCCCCUGGAGGCGCCUACAAAUGGGAUCCAGAUAACUUUGAGAACAUCGACCCGUUCAACACUGGAGGCAGUAAAAUAGCAAAUUCCCCUAUUCUGGGCCGUAAAGGUCUGCCGUGUACCCCCCUUAAGGACUCUCUAGAAAGCCCCCCAGUCUGUGCCGUAGAGCCGAGCCUUCCAGCUCCUCUCAAAGAGCCGGUCACCGACCCAGAAGAGCAGCCCAUCCUCCCCAAACGUCAGUCGGUAAGGCUGGAGUUUGACUACUCCGAGGAGGCCAGCGAGGCGCCACACCAGGCCUCUCCCCCACCCAAGAAAGUGGGCAAGAAGCCGGGUGCCAAGAUGCCUCUGAGGAAACCAAAGCUGGGUCUGAAGAAGGCCCCUCCGGCUCAGACCGAGCAGCUGGACAACAACCCAGCAGAGUCUCACAACGGGAACGAUGAAGAGAUCCCCAUCCACAAAGCCGCGUACAACUUUGAGCCCGACAAGUGGGACGACCCGAGCUUCAAUCCAUUCAACUCCAAGAAGAACAUCUCCAACUCCCCCAAACUCUCCAGACCCGCUUACAAGUUUGACCCCAACACCUUUGACGACUCUAUAGACCCGUUCAUCUCCUCCAAUAAGAUGGCCAACUCCCCUCCGAAGGCGUCCGCCUCCUUCGAUCUGUCGUCCAGUGACUUUGACAACGAGAACGAGAACGACAACAUCGCAGAGCUGGAGGACCAGAACCAGAACAAACCUGCAAAGAAGAAGAAGACUCCCAUCAAAUCUAAUACUUUCAGGGUGAAGAGGUCGCCAAAGAAAUCUCCUCUGUCAGAAGUCUGCCUGGAACCUCCGCCCACCGAUGAGCCGUCCUCCCUCCACACGCAGGACGACCACGCCACAGACGAGGAGAAGCUGGCGUCCUCCACGGGUCACAAGUGGAACCUGCACGACAUGGAGGCGGACUUGAACUCCGACCAGCAGGACUUCCCUCAGCCCAGCGACCUCACGGCCUUCGUGAACGAGAGCGGUCUUCCUCAUCAGGCCCCAGCACAAGAUUAUGAAAUCGAGUACAUGGAGAAGAUCGGCUCCUCGUCACCUCCGCUGUCUGUGAAGAAGCCCUCUCUGUACCUGAACCUGGACUCGGUCUCUGACAGCUUAACGAAGAACGCUAAUGAACAUGGAUCUCAGCCCAGCUCUCCGUGCACAGGGAGCUUUGAGGAGAUGGAGGCUCAGAUUACGGCGGGUAUGAAGACACCCGUGCUGAGUCCACGUCCCGGUCCUGAAGGUUCUGCUUGUGAUAAAGGCAGGAAGAGAGAGAUCGAGGCCCUCAGCCGGACACAGAGCAUAGAGAGGGAUGAGCAGCCCCCUAGCCAGGGCCCCGUGGAGGCCCCUGCUCCAGUCCCGGCCAUGCCCCCGUUAGACACGCUGUCUGAGUGUGACGACCCCCUGCAGUACCUGGAGCCCGACCUGGCCGAGACCAACCCCACCGCAUUCGCCCAAAAACUCCAGCACAGAGACCUGUCCUCGCCCAUAGAGAGCGGCGUGUCCAAGAACUCCCUGUACGCCCGGACCAACAGCACCAGUUACAUCGAAGGGGAGAGUCCCCACCUGCCCAGAGAGCUGGACCACUCGCUGGGGAUCGCACGAGAGGAGAUCGUGUCGAAGGAGAAAGAAGUCCUGGAGUGGCAGAGGAAGUAUGAAGACAGCCGGCAGGAAGUGGUGGAGAUGAGGAAAAUUGUCUCAGAGUAUGAGAAGACGAUUGCACAGAUGAUAGAGGAUGACCAGAAGGAGAAGUCUCUCUCUCAUCACACCAUCCAGCAGCUGAUCGUGGAGAAGGACCAGGCGCUGGCCGACCUGAACUCCGUGGAGAAGUCUCUGGCCGACCUCUUCAGGCGCUACGAGAAGAUGAAGGACGUCCUGGAGGGCUACAGAAAGAACGAAGAGGUUCUCAAGAAGUGCGCUCAAGAGUAUCUGUCCAGGGUCCGUAAGGAGGAGCAGCGCUAUCAGGCCCUGAAGAUCCACGCCGAGGAGAAACUGGACAAGGCCAAUUCAGAGAUCGCUCAGGUACGAGCAAAGGCCAAGCAGGAGCAGGCGGCGUACCAGGCCAGCAUGAGGAAGGAGCAGAUGAAGGUGGACUCACUGGAGCGCACUUUGGAACAGAAGAACAAAGAGAUCGAGGAGCUGACGAAGAUCUGUGACGAGCUGAUCGCAAAGAUGGGGAAGAGUUAGCGACCACACCGCUCCGAGGCCAACCCUCACCGAGAGGAGGAGUGGAUGUGGAUCAACUACUUACAAGAAGAAGAAGCAGAAUAACAAGAAGUCACACUUCCCGCUCUUUAAAGACUCUGAAAGACUAAACUGUCUCUGACUGUGUGAACCGGAUCCACAGGAAAGGCUUCCUCUGAAUCACUCUGUACAUUUUUGACGUGUCAGUGUCUCGUCCUGUAUCGGGGGUCUGGUUUCAAGUUUUAGAAAAUGUAUCAUAUCACUUCUAAAUGUGUGUGUGUGUGUGUGUGAGAGAGUGUGUGUAUGAUGAUGAGGAGAACAUGAGAGCACUGUGGGUUCAAUGAUCUAGGAUGAGUUUGCCAUGACAGCCACUGAUGGAGAAGACUGUUUACCCGCUCCUGUUGUUGUUUCUGAAUCUGAGAGAGAGAGAGACUUUGAGAAGGAGCAGCAGACACUUCAGAUCAGUCACUAAAUAUCCACGCCACAGCACCAAGAGAACACAGUUAACACCGUAACUUACUGCAUGUAAGGAAGAACUACUUGUCAUGUUAAUGUUUGUAUAUAGUGUACUGUAGCAAAAUCCAAGUAUGAAAAAGACUCCUCUGCAUCCUUUUUGAUAGUGACUCUGUGGUCCUCGCCCGCUCAUGUAACCUUGUAGAUACUUGUCAUACUUAUCAUAGCUUUCUUGAUGAAAUCGUGGGGACUAUAUUUUGGAUUUUAUUUUGAUAUGAAGCAAACUAAUCGUGACUGUGUUCCGUUGUGACCGGGAGUAAUUUAAUUUUGGAUGUCCGAGUCCUGCUAUGGUUGUCGUGUCACACUGAGGAAUAACUUCUCUGCACAGCUCCUGUACAGCAUCUGCUUACAAAGUGCAAUAAAAGAUGGCAAUACACAACA